This is a messenger RNA of Aplysia californica (California sea hare), 1241 nucleotides long. Its product is annotated as inactive ubiquitin carboxyl-terminal hydrolase 54. Gene Ontology annotation, biological process: protein deubiquitination. Lineage: Eukaryota; Metazoa; Mollusca; Gastropoda; Aplysiida; Aplysiidae. Gene Ontology annotation, molecular function: cysteine-type deubiquitinase activity. The record is from RefSeq and is a predicted model, not a curated record.
CCAGGUAAAAAAAAGGUAUCCCUCCGCGCUACGCGACCUAAUUUGCAUACGGUACGGUGGAAGUGCGCGGUGGUUGUGGCAGGCUCAGCCGACUCUCCGCUCUCUGCCUGCCUGCCUGACUGCUUGCUUCGUGGUGGUGUAUUAUACACAAUACCUGUGUGUGUGCGUGUGUGUGUUGUGUUCUGCUGAGAUCGCUGGAUUGUCCUAUUCGUUCAUUUUGAUUCCAACAUCUUGGAUUAUUGUACCUGGUAGAUGCUGUAGAACACAGACACCCUCGAGCCAGGAGUUGUACGCCGAGAGUUACCCCCCCGGUCUACCACCAGCAUGUCCGGUGGUGGCGCAGUUAGUGUCGCGCGCCCCCUGCCGGCCGGGCUUCUGGGUUCUACACGUCCUGUCUGCUGGACUGUCCUACUAAACACUCGCACACUAGGCACCACAGCUGGUCUUGUGACGUAACUCACCGUUUGUUGUGACGUCACUUCCUGCCUACAGUUUAUGUAACGGGUGCCAAGAAAAAACCGAAAGGGUUUUUGUACUUGCAUUUAACAAGGCUGGCUUCAAGCUCGACUGUUUGCAAUUGUUUUUGUGUUUUUUUAGAGUUGUUUUAUUUUCACAAUAUAGUUUUGUUAGACUAUAGUAAAGAAUUUUGUUUACCCUAGAGUAUCCGCCAGUGCUACACAAGUGUUGCUUUGUUUGUCUUUGGUGGACAACUGGACUGUGUUCAUUUGUGAUUGUGUUUCUGUCUGUGAGGGAAACUAACUGGUGUUCGGGGAUUGAAAGAGCUUCUCCGAGUCAGAAAAACAGACAGACGGGAUAGAUAUAGAUAGACAGACAAACGGACAAACGGAGAGAUAGGUAGAUAGAAAGAAAGAGGGACAGACGGAGCCGGAAAACACAAACAUGUGGAUUAUUAUUAUAAGAACUUCCUUUCAACUUUGACGUGUUCUGGGAUACUCGUACACACGUCAUCAUUCUCUGUGGAUUACGUCACACAGACGCACCUCGGACUUCGGAGACGGGAUAUAUUAUAAUUUCUGCACAUUGAAGGAGUUGUUUGUGUGUUUGUAACCAUGACAACCAUGGAGGAGGACGACCUGGACUCCCUUCUGCCGCCCAACUGCCCCAACCCGUACUACGACACAUGGGACCGGCACAACAGCAUCGCCUUCUCCACGGCCACCAAGGGGCUGAGGAACGCGCCCGGGGAGAAUAACUGUUUCGUCAACAGUGCCGUGCAGGUA